UAAGAACACAAGUAAAUAAUAAUCAUUGACAAGAUCGCUUUUUACUGAUUCCUUGAAGUUUGAAAUACAGAAGGUUUUCAAAUUUUUACUUACUGAGUUCCAUACUUUGGAGCCCUUAAACCUUAUGUUGAAUAUUCCAUAAUUUGUAUAAUUUAUAUCCUACGAAGCAAUAAAAAGUUCAUGUCAGAACCUCUUUCCAUUGCUAUGGUAAAAAGCUCCAGCCCCUUCCCCUCCCCUCUCCUUUCCCCAGGUUUAAGCGUCCCCUGAACAAGACCAAUCCCAGGGCUAAUACUCGAAUUUUGUUUUAUCAUGUUAAAGACAAUUGUAUUCAUUUUUCAAAAUUAUGUCUUUCCAUCUAGGAUCUCCAAACAAUUCAACAGACCCUUCCGCUUUUGGGCGGUAUUACCAAUCAAUUGCUGUGGGACCAUUGGUUGUUUGGAGUGUCCUUCACAGUCUUAUCGCUGUCUUCAUUAUUUUGUCAAAUACACUUGUCAUCAUCUCCUUUACCAAGAAUGCCAAUUUGCGCACGCGCACCAACUGCCUUAUAGCAAGCCUUGCUGUGGCAGACUUCCUUGUUGGCCUCGUUUCUGUGCCCGGUUGGCUCGUGCUCAUUUACAGAGAAGACGAUCAGAGUUCUACUUGGUAUAGUACUGUCAUGGAAAUAUGGUACGUCUUUGAGAUACUUGGUGGAGUGGGUUCGAUCUUCCAUCUGAUGGCCCUGAGCUGGGACCGACUGUGCGCGAUUGUUUGGCCGCUGAGGCAUCGCUCAUACACCAAAACAAAGUAUCUGGUUAUGAUCUUUAUGACAUGGUCACUCGCAUCGCUCGUGUCGGGACUCUCUGUCACUGGAAACAGGGUUUCGCCGCAAGCGUACAACAUGUCCGUCAUAUGCCUAUGCUUUUUCUUGCCACUUGUUCUGAUCUUCGUGGCACAAGGAAUAACUCUCAUUACCAUAAAACGAAACACAGCAAAAUUCAGCCAUAACUCCACCCUGAAGCGGGACGUCAGAGCGGCUAAAACAAUCGCCAUCAUGAUAGGCUUGUUUCUGAUUGGCUGGCUGCCGUUCUUCUCCUUAGGGUUAGUGCGAUAUGUGCAUGAUGACUUUUCAGUGCUACCCGCACACGCCAUUUUUGCUGUCAAGUUGUUGCAAUACAGCAACUCGCUUUUCAACCCUAUUCUGUACGGGCAAAAAUUCCCGGAGUUCAGGAAGGCUUACAUAAAGAUCUUAUGUUCCGACAGGGGUUACAACGAAGCUAAGCGAUCUGGGACUAGUUCUUUCGCCAAAACAAACAAGUCUCGAACCUCUACAUCCACGCUACACACGUCGUGUCCUCCGCCACCAAGGUCACCGCGCUUAUUACUUGAAUCAAUCAGGAAAGGUGACGAGCGGCCCCAUGACACAUCAGAGGACAGUGCGUUGUUGCGUAUGGUUAGUGGAUUGUAAGACCACUUGACAAGCUUUUGGUCAGCAAAUCGUCCUUUGGCUUGAUUUAAAAUAGAAUUCGUUUCAUACGAAAAUAUUUUACUUUUAAUGAAUGAGUGUAAAGUUCCUAAAAACACGGACGGACUGGCAUUGAAACAAGUUUAAGCGGAGACUGUACUAAUGUGUUUUUUUCAGAGGAGGUUAAGCCACUUGUUUCAAUGGAAUUAUUCCUCGUCCCCACUGACUAGGGAAAGUUGGAAGCGCUUCCUGGAUUACUCGGAUUUUAAAUUGGAUAAAAGACUUCUCAUAUAUCUUCUCAUUACUGGUUAAAAAACAUUGAAAUCAUAAGUUAUAGUGUGAAUAAAUAUAUCAAAUGCUAUAGGUAAAAUAAAAUAUAUAAAAUACUAUAGAGAAACCCAUAGGGUAAAUUCUAAGUCCAGUAAACACAUUUUUUUCU
Molecule: messenger RNA, 1880 nt
Organism: Orbicella faveolata
Lineage: Eukaryota; Metazoa; Cnidaria; Anthozoa; Scleractinia; Merulinidae
Product: beta-2 adrenergic receptor-like
Biological process (GO): G protein-coupled receptor signaling pathway
Cellular component (GO): plasma membrane
Molecular function (GO): G protein-coupled receptor activity
Source: RefSeq, a predicted model, not a curated record